Molecule: messenger RNA, 1917 nt
Organism: Ceutorhynchus assimilis (cabbage seed weevil)
Lineage: Eukaryota; Metazoa; Arthropoda; Insecta; Coleoptera; Curculionidae
Source: the annotation of a GenBank genome assembly
AUGGGAUGGAUUUUUGAAGUUGUAUGUCCCUGUGAACACUUCAGGGAAGCGACACUGUUGUCAGCUGACUUCCAACCUGAUUUAAAUGAAGAAACUUUGUUAGACUUUUACAAGAAACUCGAUGAAUAUUAUGACACUCUGACUUGGAUGAGAGUGACAACCUGGUUAAAUGUCAAAGUAUCAAAAGUCACCAGAAGGACUGGCAGAUGGAAAUCAGUACUACCUUACAUUGACUCAAAUCACUGGAGGAAAAAUUAUCACGAUACCAUGAAUGAUCCUUCGUCGCUAAGACCUCAGAUGCUCUUGCCUAUUAUGACAAAGGGCCUUGAACAUCUUGAUAAAAGAAGAAUAAUUAUUUCAGUGGAUCAUGAUCAGUUACAUCAAUUUGGAUUUAUCAAAGACAACGGAACACAAGAAGCAAUAGACUCUCUACUGACCGAAAAAAAAGACAAGGAGAUAAAUGACGGAUACGGGCGGAUCUGCCCUUCAUGUGAAGUGAAACCCACAAUCCCAACAAGUGUAGGCUGCGAAACCAAUCCCGACUCCAUUACCACAGAACAACAGCUGCCGCGUAAGCUAGAGACGAGAAGCACCCAAACCAGAGAGUGGAAAGACGGCAGAGACUACGUAGAAAAAGGACUCUCUACAUACGACCAAUGGUCAAGUAUCAAACUAAUGGAGUGGGAGGAGGAUCUAUUCACCAAUACUACCAUCAAAGUAGGCAAUCCUAUACAGACCGAUGCUGCAACGGUAAAAGUGGUCAUGGUGGAACUGAACUAUCCCAAAAGCAUACAAACCAUUAGUUAUCGUGUAUCUUCUGUAAGUUCUGAGACGUCCCUAGCUAACACAAGUAAACCUCGUAUAGAACAUGGCUACGAUUGUGCACCUCGGCAAUAUCCCUUUUUGGUGAAAGUAACAUUGGUCAAGGAUGCAACUGAUUACAGUUUCUUUAUCGGAUCUGGAACUUUGAUCAGUCCAAAAUGGGUACUCACUUCGGCCGUUCCGGCGUGUUUGAAAGAAAUGGCUGACGAAAUCUUUGGGUCACUUGGUAUAAAGAUUCCCAAAUCUUGUAAUAUAAAGAUUCAUUCUGCUUCGGAAGAUAUCGAUUGGGUAUCUCUUGUUUCAAAAACCUAUACUCAUCCAAAAUUUUCAGUAAAUAAGAAGGACUUGAAAUUCGAAAAUGACAUAGCAUUGUUUGAGUUAAUGAAAGAGGUACCCAAAACAUACAACUUGAAAUUUAUAGCUCUACCUGAAAGUAGUACUUUCAAUCCAGAUUGUACAGAAGGUUUGAUUAUGGGAUGGGGAUCGAAUGAGAUAGAGUUACCAGUGGAUUGGAAGGGAAUAAAUAUGGGGGAUUUGAAGGGAAUAAAUAUGGGGGAUAUACUAAAAGUAGUACAGGAAUUUCAAAAUAUAUUUUCCCAGUUAUCAUCAUCAGAUAAACUCAAGUGUGGUAAGGUUCCUCUCAUUUCCGACCCAACUUGCUCGAAGAUGCUUACCGACGCUAAUGCAGACCCAUUAAACUCUGAUCAAAUGUGCUCUUUCUCAAAAUCAUCUGAGAAGAAACCCAAUCCAGGAUUAAGAGAUUAUGGGGGUCCGUUAAUAUGUGGAGACGUCCAAAUUGGCAUUAUUACGGUAUCGCCUAAAAAAAUUAAGAACUUUUUUUUAUCUUCUGGUACAGAUGCUCCAAGAACUUAUACCAAAGUAUCCAGUCAUUUGGAUUUCAUUCAUGCAACUAUGUCUGGAUCUGUGAAUUUGAUUAGUUUUUCUUUUCCGUCAAGAAUAAGAAAUUCGAAGAAACUUAUGAUAGAAGUAGCGCAAGAUGAAAAGGAUCGAAUUGAAAAAUUUCAAGUAUUAGAUAUUGUUAAAGAAAAUUGCUUAUCAGCAUUUUCCUUCAUUGAGCUUUCAAAUAAAACUUAA